Acanthosepion pharaonis is the source of this 864-nucleotide messenger RNA. NCBI's taxonomy places the organism in Eukaryota, Metazoa, Mollusca, Cephalopoda, Sepiida, Sepiidae. The record is from the annotation of a GenBank genome assembly.
AUGUUCUUUUUCUGCUUCUAUCUUUUUUCAUGCUAUCUAUAUUUUUUCAUCUGUUUUCAUUUUUUCUUUUCAUUCCUUCUUUUUCGUAUGCUUGUUUCUUUACCUACUUUCUUUUCUUUUCAUCAUUUUUCAUUUUCUUUCAUUUUUUUCUUUUGCUUCUUUCUUUUUCACUUUUCUUAUCGUCAUUUUUUCUCUCCUUUUAUAUUCUUUCCUUUUUUCUUUUCUUUCUCGUUCAUCUUUCUUUUCUUAGAUAUUCCUUAUUUCUUUUCUUUUCAUCAAUGUUUUUCUUCUUUCCUCUUCUUUUUCUUCUUUCUUUUUCUUCUUUAUUUUCAUCAUUGUUUAUCUUCUUUCCUUUUCUUCUUUCUUUUCUUUUCGUCAUUGUUUAUCAUGUUUCGAUUCUCCUUUUCCUACAUCUUUUUUUUUCAAAUUUUUUGUUCUUUUUCAUCUUCUUUCUUUUCUUUUUGUCUUCUUUUACUUUUCUUUUUCUUUCUAUUUAUCGUCCCUUUUUCAUUGUUAUUUUCCUUUCUUUUUUGUCUUUUAUUUCUCUCUCCCUCUCUCAUUGUCUUUUUUCUUCUUUUUUGCUCGCUUACUUCAUUUUUCUCUCUUUAUUUUAGUUCAAAAAAAAAACAACGUCUUCGUUUCCCAAUGUUCAUUGCUCCUCCUCCUCCUCCUCCCCCUCCUCCUCCUCCUCCUCCUCCUCCCCCUUCUCCUCCUCCCUCCUCCCUUCUCCAUCCUCCUCCCCUUCUCCUCCUCCCCUUCUCCUCCUCCCCUCCUCCUCCUCCCCCUUCUGCUCAUCCUCCUCCCCCUUCUGCUCAUCCUCCUCCCCCUUCUCCUUCUCCUCCUCCUUCUUCUUCUUUCACCUAA